AUGUUCAGAUCUGUUUCUGCCGGCGGAGCCAAGAGGGUCCCGGUGACCCAGAGCGGUCAGAAGCCCGUGUCGACGCGUGUUCUCGGCACGGCUCCGGGGCCGCAGCGCGUUCAGCGUCCCGUGAAUCAGCAGAAACCCCUCGGACUCCCAGUUUCUGUGAAAACCAUGUGUCCAGGAGAUCAGGACGGCAAUCCAGAUCAACUCCGAACAGCAACACACACCAAACCACAGCCGAAGUCGCUUGCUGUAGCUGAGCCUGCGAGAAGUUCUGUACCCAGCAAACCGGACAGACCUCCGCAAUCUCCUUCCACUGGAACAUCCAAUAUAGCCAAGAAAGCGUGGAGUUUAGAGAAUUUCGACAUUGGCCGAGCUCUGGGCAAAGGCAAGUUUGGGAGCGUGUAUCUGGCCCGGGAACGUCAGACCAAGUUCAUCCUGGCGCUCAAGGUUCUCUUCAAAAAGCAGCUGGAGAAAGCCGGAGUGGAGCACCAGCUGCGGAGGGAGGUGGAGAUCCAGUCACAUCUCAGACACCCUAAUAUCCUGCGUCUCUACGGAUAUUUCCACGACACGGCGCGCGUUUAUCUCAUCCUGGAGUUUGCUCCUAAAGGAGAGCUGUAUGGAGAGCUCCAGCGCUGCGGGACCUUCGACGACCAGAGAAGUGCCACGUAUAUAAUGGAGCUCGCAGACGCUCUGAGCUACUGUCACUCCAAGAACGUGAUUCACAGAGACAUCAAACCUGAAAAUCUGCUUCUGGGGUCCAAUGGAGAGCUGAAGAUCGCAGACUUUGGCUGGUCUGUCCACACACCCUCCUCCAGGAGGUCGACGCUGUGUGGUACCCUGGACUACCUUCCUCCAGAGAUGAUUGAGGGCAAAACGCACGAUGAGAAGGUGGAUCUGUGGAGUCUCGGAGUGCUCUGCUAUGAGUUUCUGGUCGGCCGUCCACCUUUUGAAACCAAGAGCCAUGAGGAGACGUACCGCAAGAUUUCUAGAGUGAGUGAAAUAUUCAGAAACUCCUACGAGCUUUGCACGGGUGAUCAGCAAUGA
Sinocyclocheilus grahami is the source of this 1041-nucleotide messenger RNA. Its product is annotated as aurora kinase A-B-like. Bases 1 to 1041 code for a protein of 346 amino acids. The transcript has 7 exons. The record is from RefSeq and is a predicted model, not a curated record. Lineage: Eukaryota; Metazoa; Chordata; Actinopteri; Cypriniformes; Cyprinidae. Gene Ontology annotation, biological process: protein phosphorylation. Gene Ontology annotation, molecular function: ATP binding; protein kinase activity.